This is a messenger RNA of Naegleria gruberi, 831 nucleotides long. RefSeq lists its product as uncharacterized. The record is from RefSeq and is a predicted model, not a curated record. The transcript has a single exon. Lineage: Eukaryota; Heterolobosea; Eutetramitea; Acrasida; Naegleriidae. The annotation marks the transcript as partial.
AUGACCCAACAACACUUCAGCAGUAUUCAUCAUUUCUUCACUUUGUUUCUUCUGCUCGUGAUUAUUCUGUCCACUACUACUAAUAUUACUUUCGUUUCCGGUCAAGCUGUUUACACUAGUUCUGUUAUCGGUGGAACAUUGAACGAAACAAGAGCCAUCCAUGCCAAAAUUAUUAUCUUUGACAAUUAUGUUGGUCGUCAAUUGGCUAUCUCUGCCAAUGGUGAUAUGUAUACAACUUUGGGUAGAGGAACUGUUCGUAAAAUUACUUCUGAUGGAUUAUUUGUUCCAUCGGUUGCUGGAAUUGAGACCAGUUAUGGAUUUAGUGGUGAUGGUGGGUUGGCAAUUCAUGCACAACUGUCAUAUUCACUGGGUAUAUCUGUUAAUCCAAUGAAUGGAGAUGUGUACAUAUGUGACAUAAACAAUCAUAGAAUUAGAAAGGUUUCGUCUGAUGGUGUUAUUUCUACCAUCGCUGGAACUGGUAGAACAACUCUAAAUCCCAUCUCUCCAAAUACGUACCGUCAAGAAGGAGGUUACAAUGGUGAUGGAUUGGCAACCGCAACAGAUCUUAAUUAUCCGAAAUAUGCUCAAGUUGACUCAAAGGGAGAUGUCUAUUUUGCUGAUACAUAUAAUGGACUAAUUAGAAAGGUUUCCAAUGGAUAUAUUACAACAAUUGCAGGUUCAAAGCAAAAUAGUACAGUUAAUACAUUUGGUAUGGCCCUUAAUACUACAUUUGGAGAUUUGAAAUCUUUUUCAAUGAAUUUGAAUACUGGAGAUUUGAUGAUUUAUUCAAAUAAGGGAAUAUUUAGAGUAUUUUCAAACGGUACUGUUGUA